CCAACUGGAAGUGGAAAAAGUAUGGUGUUGUUCACGUAUGACAAAGAAAUCCCCUGCCUUUCUCCUCGUGAUUCCCUUUAACAUUAACGGCACCUUCUUCUUCUCUCCAGCUUUGUUUUGGCGUUAAUUUAUCCUUCACACCCUCACCUACCUACCGCUUCUCUUCUUCAUUUUCCAAUGCCCGCUUAAUCCAACCUCUUCAAGCUGAUGGUCGCGACCCCUACCUUCACUCCUGCCGGUCACUGAAUUCUUUUUCCUUGCUUUUGAACGCCUUUGAUCUGUUUCCGGUGGCUGCAGAUGGGGAAGAAACCAACUGCCCGCUGGUUCUCCACCGUCAAGAAAGUCUUCAAAUCUUCUUCUUCUUCUUCUUUUAAGGACUUCACCUCGCCCGAGUUCCACAACAAGCAUAAUGCUCCGGAGGGUAUAUCACUUCAACAAUUUCCCGAGGAGAAUUCGACAGAAAUAAUGAACGACGAAAGCGUUCAAUCGACACCGAGGAUCAAAGGUCGAGAUCAUGCCAUUGCGGUUGCAGAGGCGACUGCAGCAGCUACAGAAGCUGCAGUUGCUGCAGCUCAGGCAGCGGCAAAAGUGGUUCAUUUGGCUGGCUAUGGGUGGCAAUUUAGAGAAGAUAGUGCAGCUACUCUUAUUCAAGCUUAUUACAGAGGCUACUUGGCGCGACGAGCACUGCGUGCCUUGAAGGGGCUAGUGAGGCUGCAAGCAUUGGUCCGAGGCCACAACGUGCGAAAGCAAGCAGAAAUGACGAUGCGUUGCAUGCAAGCAUUAGUGAGGGUGCAAGCAAGAGUUCGUGCUGGUAGGCUGCAAUUGGCAAACCAAAAUUAUGAUAAAAGAUUUGCAGUAGAAGAAGAAGGUUGGGAUGGUGGGGUUGUAAGUGUAGAGAAAAUGAAAGAAGAUUGUUCAAGAAAACGUGAUGCCCAAAUGAAAAGGGAAAAAGCUCUGGCUUAUGCAUAUUCGUAUCAGCAACAUCAACGAACACAAGAAGAAGGAAUGUUACAAUUGGGUGGAAAUGUGAAUGGUUUUAGGUUUAACCAUGACAAGGCCAAUUGGCUCCAGCAUUGGAUGUGUUCCCACCCAUAUCAUGUUCCUCAUUCCAACGCACGUGAGUCUUAUAUCGCACCCACAACUGCCACCACUGCAACAGACGACAUGUCGGAAAAGACCAUCGAAAUGGAUCCCAUUGCACUGGCGCAACUAAAUUUGGACUCGAUUGAAUUAGGCUCAUACUCGACUCGACAAGAGCGAGUUUCCAAGAAUGUUCCUAGCUACAUGGCCCCGACCCAAUCCACUAAGGCCAAGGUGAGGAGUAGUCAAGGCUCAAUCAAACACCAAAGACCAAAAUGCAAGAUGUCAAUGACAAAAAGAUCGGUUUUCGGGUUGGGUUGUGACUCGUCGAGUUCAGGGGGAGGAACGCAAAUGAGCCGAAGCCCAAUGAAGAAUGGAACUCGGUUGUCUCCGAUACAGAUGGUAGGGUGUAGCCCGGAGUACACUGCAGGAGGAGAAGAUUGGGCAGUGCCCCUUGGUGUCAAAGAUUGGAGGGCUGGUUUUGCUUCAUUCACUUAAAUACUCAUGUUGUUCAAUCAAUAAAUGAAUGUCAUCAGUCUUUGCUUGUUCAUACA
Molecule: messenger RNA, 1634 nt
Organism: Cucurbita pepo subsp. pepo (vegetable marrow)
Lineage: Eukaryota; Viridiplantae; Streptophyta; Magnoliopsida; Cucurbitales; Cucurbitaceae
Product: protein IQ-DOMAIN 21
Molecular function (GO): protein binding
Source: RefSeq, a predicted model, not a curated record